Messenger RNA from Drosophila innubila, 3444 nucleotides. Its product is annotated as mucin-5AC. Bases 47 to 3313 code for a protein of 1088 amino acids. Lineage: Eukaryota; Metazoa; Arthropoda; Insecta; Diptera; Drosophilidae. The record is from RefSeq and is a predicted model, not a curated record. Gene Ontology annotation, cellular component: extracellular region. The transcript has 4 exons. Gene Ontology annotation, molecular function: chitin binding.
AUUAUUUAAGUAUAGAAAACUAAAGGAAAAUAUUUAAAAGCUCAUUAUGAAUGGCAAUGGCUGUGAUUGGUUACCAUUGCUGUUGUUGUUGGCAGCAACUGCUGUGGCGUUGCAAGGUGAAUUGCGGCAUGCCACAUGCGACAAUGAGGAACGUUAUGAGAAUCAAAUGAUGUGUGCGGGAAAAGAAUUUGGUUGCCUAGUGCCGUAUCCGGAUAAUUGCAGUUUAUUCCUAGUCUGCGAUUGCAUUUAUCCAACAGUUAAACUCUGUCCCGCUCAAUUGUGGUGGGACAAUAAGACACAAGGCUGCAAUUAUCCACAUAGUACAAAGUGCAUUUAUUACACCUUUACCUCGACCGAAGCAACUCCGACUUUAAGUACAAAUAAACCGGAAGAUAAUACAACUUUGACGACCUUGAAUUGGAGCAGCACUACUGAGGAAAAUUGGCCCACUUCUAGUUAUGAUCCACCGCCAGCACCACCGGGAAUAUCGGAGACAUUCUGCAGGAAAUUUCCAGAUGGUUCGGUGCAUCGUUAUCCCUACGAUUGUAAUGCUUAUAUUAAUUGCACUCUGGGUUGGCCAGUGUUGAAUUAUUGUGCAGCCGACAAGGUUUUCAAUCAGUGGUUGCUCAUUUGUGAUACACCAGAAGUGGCACAAUGUGAGCCACUUCCAUUGCCGAGUACAACCACCACAAUUGUACCCACAACAACCACUCCCGAUGACGGUCAGUGUAGUGCACCACCCUUGGGAAUUGAGGAUGAUUUCUGUUGGUCUUUGGGCAAUGGUUUCUAUGUUUAUCCCUACGAUUGCAGUGCCUAUCUCAGUUGCCGCAAUGGCUGUACUAACUUGGCCUAUUGCAUACCCGGUAAACUCUUUAAUCCACUGCUCCACAUCUGCGAUACUCCCAAUUCGGUCAAUUGCAAACCUGAACCUUAUCCAACAACCACAAUUGCCACCACACAAGGUUCCACAGUGGACACGAGCACUACAAUAAUUCCCAGCACCACUGUAGCUACAACAACACCAACACCAACAACAACAACAACAAGUGCACCAAUAACACUGCCACCUGAUGUAAAUGAAAAUGCCUGCAGAAAUUAUCCCGAUAAUACACGUUUUCCCUAUGCCGCCAACUGUUCCCUGUUCUUGUGGUGCAAAGAUCACGAGGUUAUUCUUGGUCAAUGCUCCAAUGGACUGCUGUUUAAUCCCGACUUUGGCAUCUGUGAUGAGGCCAAUGAUGUGUAUUGCUAUGGGGAUCGCACUACCAGCACCAGCAGCACCACAGCAGCCCCAACAACGGUGACAGUUCCAACCACAGCGACUCCAGGACCAGCUGAAUUAUGUGAGGAUCAGGAGGCAGGCGCCUCUUUUCCCUAUGUGGAGGAUUGCAGCAAGUAUAUACUGUGUCUAGGAGGUGGUGCAUACUAUAUAGCACCUUGUGCUGGAGGUUAUUACGAUCCCAAGUCGCAGGCCUGCGGUCCCAAUGUUUCACCAACAGCUUGCAAGGAAACAGGCACAACAACCACAACAACAACAACAACAACGCCAGAAACAACCACAACAACAACUGAAAUUGUGACAACAACGACUGCUAAACCAGAUGUACCUGCGGGAAUUUGUGGCGGCAAGGAUGAAGGAGAAAUGAUUGCCUAUCCCAAGGAUUGCAGUAAAUAUAUUGUCUGUGUUUCACCAAUUCCCGUUGCCUUCUAUUGCCUAGAAGGUUUCUAUUUUAAUGCAAAGCGACAACAAUGUGUGAGUUGGCAGGAAAGUGAUUGUGAUCAAGAAAUUAGCACAACACCUGGUUACACUUCAGCUCCACUAGAACCGACAAUUUGUACAAACAGCAGUCGAGAUACAUUCCCGUAUCUGGAGAAUUGUCAGUGGUUUAUACGCUGUGUGGAUGAUUAUGUCUACAUGAUGGAUGUGUGCAACUGUGGCGAGUAUUACGAUCCCAUACAGGGUGUCUGUGGUGCCGAUGUGCCACACGAUGCCUGUCGCUGGGAUUACACCGCAACCACCACAACAGAAGCCACCACCGAGAGCACUACAGCAAUUACACGACCACCACCACAAAAGGGUCCUUGUGACGAUGUUGCAGAUGGAGACUUGGUUCCUUAUCCCAACGAUUGUUCCAAGUAUAUCAAGUGCAGUCGUCCCAUUGCCUCGGCUUUUGACUGCAAAGAAGGCGAAGAGUUUAGUCCGGAAUUUCGCAAAUGUAUGGAUGCUUCACUGGCCAACUGUAAUCCGGGUCCUACAGGACCCUCAACGGGCACUACACCUAUUAUGACAACAGAAAUUUCCACUACUGAAACAACUCCUUCCACAACUGCUGAAAUUACCACUACUGAAACUACUCCUUCCACAACUGAUGAAAUUUCCACUACAGUAACAACUCCUUCCACAACUGAUGACAUUUCCACUACUGAAACUACUCCUUCCACAACUGCUGAAAUUACCACUACUGAAACUACUCCUUCCACAACAGCUGAAAUUUCCACUACAGUAACAACUCCUUCCACAACUGAGGAAAUUUCCACAACAGAAGUUUCCACAACUGAGUUAACGACAACGACAGCGCCACCUAGCGGCAUUUGUGGCGGUCAAGUUGAGGGAUCUCUCGUGCCAUAUCCUAACGUAUGCAGCAAGUAUAUCAAAUGUGUUAAGCCCAUACCUAUUGGUUAUGAUUGUCCCGAGGGCUUGGAGUUUAGUCCUACGGAAUUAAAGUGCAUGGAUCCGGAUUUGGCGAAUUGCAAUGCGGGACCAACACCAGGAUCAACAACAUCUAUGCCUCCGUAUUCAACGGAUACAACAGCCGCGUCUACUACAGAAGAACCGUGUACUUCAACUCCCACAAUAACAGAUUCUACAACCACCGAUUCUACAUCGACAAUAAUCGAUACUACAACUCCUUUAACAACGGAAACUGAUUCGACUUCAACAAUAACCGAUUCUACUACAACAAUAACCGAUUCAACUACAACUAUUACCGAUUCUACUCCAACAAUAACCGAUUCUACUACAGAUUCUACUACAGAAGAGCCUUGUACUUCUACACCUACAAUAACCGAUUCUACUUCAGCAAUAACUGAUUCUACAACUACCGAUUCUACAACAACUACAACAACAAUACAUCCCGAUACACCCAAUAUUUGUUGUGGUGUUGCUCUGGGCACGAUUCUACCUUAUCCCAACGAUUGCAACAGAUAUGUCGUCUGUGACUAUCCUAUACCAUAUUCGGUGGUCUGUCCAGAAGGCACUGCCUUCAAUCCAUUUGAUCUAAUGUGCACCGCCGAGGGUCUUGACUCCUGUUUCUAAAUAGAUUUCCAGAAAAUUAACUUAACAAGUUCCUUAAUAUGUAAACUUUCAUAUUAACUAGUUUUGUAAAGAUUUCAUAUAUAUUUACUUAAAUAAUUAUAUAAACAAAGCUCAUAAAUGGUGUUUACUUC